Messenger RNA from Nerophis ophidion (straightnose pipefish), 5532 nucleotides. RefSeq names its product protein Dok-7-like. The record is from RefSeq and is a predicted model, not a curated record. Gene Ontology annotation, molecular function: protein kinase binding. Gene Ontology annotation, biological process: positive regulation of protein tyrosine kinase activity; neuromuscular junction development. NCBI's taxonomy places the organism in Eukaryota, Metazoa, Chordata, Actinopteri, Syngnathiformes, Syngnathidae. The transcript has 13 exons. The coding region runs from base 159 to 2549 and encodes 796 amino acids.
CGUUUUCCAUGUGUGUUGUUGUUGUUGCUGGAAGAGAAGGCGGGGCUUAUUUCUUGGUUCGGGCGUGGACUUUAUUGCCCUCCAGGCUUGGGAGCUAUUUUGAAAGUGACCCUCAAUCGGGCAGCCCACUCUGCAGCUGUCAGGAACCAUGACUGAAGAUGACGGAAUCGGUUGUCGUGGAGGGAUAUGCCAGACUUCGAGACGGGAAAAAGUGGAAAACUAGGUGGCUCGUUCUUCGUAAGCCGUCGCCUGUAGCAGAUUGCCUCGUUUUGCUGGUUUUUAAAGACAAGUCGGACAAAGCCGAGGGCAACAAGGAGCGCGCCACCGUCACCCUGGAGGACAUCUGCGGCCUUGAAACAGGACAGUGCUACGAGGACGUGGCCUUCACGCUGGUCAUUCUCUGCCUUAACCAGGCGGCGCUGCUGGGCUUCGACAGUAGGGACAACCUACAGGCAUGGGAGGGACACUUGCGUUACAGCCUUGGAGAAGUUCACAGGUUCAACGUUGGAGUCCUCGCGGGUACCAAGUUAGAAAGCGGACCAGCUACCCUUCACCUGUGCAACAACUUGUUGGCCCUCGUCCGAGACGUCCCACCUGUUGUCAUUGGACAUUGGAACCUUCCGGAUCUACGAAGAUAUGGGCCUGUACCCAACGGUUUUGUGUUUGAGGGAGGAACACGCUGCGGUUACUGGUCUGGCGUUUUUCUGCUCACGUCGUCUGAAAGUGAGCAGAUCAGCUUCCUGUUUGAUUGCAUUGUCCGAGAAAUCUCUCCCACCAGGGUUCCGUUUGGACUGAUGCCAAUCCUGCCAGAUCCUGGCACCAGUCAGACCAACUUUGAGGAAAAGUUGAACCACGAGACACAAGAACUGGAGAAGCGACUUAGCAUGCUCUCCAAUCAGAACAGCAUGGUGUACUCCACGUUCAGCAGCGACGACCGCAGCAUAUCGGGUUCAUCCGACACCUCAGACACCAGCCAAAUGGAUAGCAGCAUUUCCAGCCGUUUGGCCAUUUGGACUGAACUGCCAAUGGCAAAAAUUUCAGGCAACCACCCUAAAGUGGUAAGCGUGGAGAAGCUGUCUGCUAACCAGGGUGAUGGACAUAACCUGGAUGCCAAAGCUCCAAGACAGCUGCAGGAAAUUGGUCGGCAGAGCUCCUCGGAUAGCGGAAUCGCCACUGGGAGCCAUAUCUCGUAUUCUGGAAGUUUAUCCUCAUACACAGGGAGUCUAGACAUUUGUGAGGACUUUGGUUCAGUUUUUAGCCUGCCACCCCACUUAGCUCAAGAUAUGAGUCCUUGUUGUUGCGCCAAAGGUCCAGAAGGCGAGUACAAGGUACCCACAUCACUCAGGUAUCUGUAUGACACCCCGAGAAAUCUGAUCCAGGGGAAAGGUGGGCAAACGGUGGACACCAAUCACCAAAGUCCCCUGACAGAGUCCUUAAAAGGGGUUAUUUCAAAAACACCACUAGUGUGCUCGCAUAGGUCUUCCGGGGAGAGCGGCAUGAAGCGGAAUGACACUGAGUCCUGUCACUUGUUCAGCUCUCUUACAUCCAAAACGAUAGUGACCAUUUGUGCAACAUGCGGUGGGUUUCAGGGGACACCACCCCUCAUAAUCAACCUUGCCAGCGGGGCAAUGUUGCCUGCUGUACCAGCAGAUCGGAAUGUUGAAAAAUUAUCACCGCCCAGUUCGGACAGGCCGUCAUGCGAGGAACCGCUAAUGCCUAAAAAGGGGCGGGAGAAACUGGCUAGCCUCUUCAACGAACUCCUUCGCUACCCCAAAGAAUGGAAAUCCAACCGACGGAACUUGUAUGAAGUCAUGGUCCCCGCACCGUUAUACCCGCACCCCAUAACCCAACCGCCUGGCAAUUGUGCUUCGACAGUCAUUUACGAAGACUGCUUUAAGUGCCUGAAGGCACGCUGUCACUCGCCCCAAAAGGGCCCGCCUCUUGGAUUAAAAUGGAGUGGUAAAAUAUUCAGCGACUUGCAAAGUUUUUUGACUGGGCUGCAACUGACAAAAAGUUCAGAAGAUGAAGAUGCUAAAACGUUGCCCGGAUCCCAGAUGGUGGUUGGUGGUCAAAACCCAGAUGAGGACCAGAAUGGUCAGGCAUUGCACAGUGACGUCAGUUGGCCUUGUGUCAAAGAGGAGGGUCGGAGAGCUGAUCCCGCUUAUGAAAUAAUGGGGACAAACUCUGAGAGGGACGAAAACAAUAAGUGCAAGCUGAUGGUCAACUGCGGUCCGCAAAUGUUGUUGCAAGAAUCUGAAGGAACAACAUUCCCCAUGGAAGCGUCUCCUGCAGAAAGGCCUCGCAGUGCCGCUGUGACGUACGUCAAUAUUCCAGUGAGUCCAACGUCCAAGAAACAGCUCAACUACAUGGAGCUGGAGCUGCAAGAGCACAGUGCCCGAAGGUCCGCACCGAGGAAGAGUUCCACCAAAUAUGCCUACAUCGACAUCACGGCCACAGAGGCAGCCCACGUAGUGGGUAUCCAGCAUGCCUUGGGGCGCCAGGAGGGUCUCCACACCCUGGAGCUGAGGAGGAAGGGGUUGCCGCAUUGACCUUGUUAAUUGUAUGACAUUAAUUCUCAGCUUCACAUACCUGUUUAUACUAUUUGCGUGUGAUUUUUUUAAUGUAAUUAUUAUUGGAAUGAAAAACACUUUUCAUAUGUGUAGAUAUAUUUUGUUGUAACUGCUAAUUAUAUUUAACGAUCAUGUACUGUACGUAUGAGGAAAAAUACAUGGCUACCAUUUGUUCUAUUAUCAUUUAUUUUUAAUGCCAGUAACGACUUGUGCUAAUCAAACGUUAUAUAAGAAUAAUAAAAUAACUAAAAAAAACAUUUUAUAGUUUCCCCCGCCCCCACACUGAUGGCGUAAUGAAUAAUAAUAUAUAGAAAUGACCCAAAAUACAUUUAAAUGUGAUGAACACGUAAAUGUAAACAUUAUAUUAAAGUCUAUGGUGAAUGAAACAGGCAGCAGCAGGUGAAAUAAGUCCUUUCUUGGCAGCCAGCAGCCAUGAAAAUGUCUGCAUGGCCAAUUUGAUGAUGUGCUCAACGACUGAAAGAACAGAAAAGGCAGAAAGAGCAGCAACUCCAUUUUGUUUAUAAUUAUAAAGACUAUUUUCUCGUUUUGUCAAUCCCAUUGAUCAAAGUGUACUAAAAACAUAAAUUAAUAUCCCAAAUUUAACAUAAUGUAACAAUACUUCUUUUUUACUAUCUUAUUUAGUAAAAUAAAUUAAGUUCACCCUCCCAAAAACUGUAUCACUCAAAAUCGGGAAUAUAAAAGUAUACCUGUACAAGAUGAGCGCCGUUGAUCUUGUUGUCAGUUUUUUGCUGUAAUAUAACUAAUAACAACUUGAUUAGAGUUUGUCAUGAAGAAGCCACAUUUCCCUGCAAAAAUACUACACUUUGUUUAAGAAACAGCAUCUACACAAAUUGUAUAUUUUCCAUUGGAAAACAUUUUUUUUCCACAACUCUCCACUCGAAAUUAGUACAUUUUACCCAGAGGAACGCACUACAUUUACUUGUUACAUUUACCACAGGUACCUUUUGUGGGCUUACUUUACUGUGUCAGAAGAAGGCACUUUUCUUGUAGUUUGCAAAAGGUGUUCGACAAAAAUUAAACGGGGAGGUUUAAGACAAGAUUCAACACAAUCCAAUCUGAAAAGUCACCUUAAGAUGUGAAGAUUUGUGGAAGCAGUGCUAAACUGCCUGUGCUGCUACGUCGAGACCUAGCGUUAAUUGGGGUGACCACAGUAAACGUAAAGAUACAAGACUGAUGAGAAAGUGUUUAAAAAGAAAAGACCGAAGGCCAAAAGCAUGUGACCAUAAAAUGAGUAGUUGUUUAUAUUUAACCUCAUGGUUCAUCUGAAGGAACAGGCUUUACUUACUGUUUAUAAUUUGUUAGUGGGAAAAACUGAACAUUACUUUAACCCUGAUUUCUUUAUGUUGUGCAAUUGAAUGUUGCGUUUCUAAGGGACAGGCACUCAUUGCAUUAUUUUAUUAUGGUAAGGGAAAAAUAUCCAUCCAUUUCCUACCUGGGACAAGCGGUGGGGUUCUGAAGCCUGCAUGUCUUUGGAGGUGGGAGGAAGCUAGAGUUUCUGGAAGGGGCCCCACGGGUAGAACAUGCAAACUCCACAAAGAAAGAUCAUAGGACCGAAUCCAGGACCUUUGUAUUGUGAGGCACACUCACUAACCCCUGUUCCACCAUGCUGCCCCAGGUUAAUUAAUACAAUUUUUCAAUCAAGUGAUUUGACUCCGCUUGUUUCAUGUUGCAAUCGCCAAUACAGACUUGGGUUGUACGGUAUACCGGUACUACUGUAAUAAUGUACCGUGGUACUAACUGAUUGAAAUCGGUACUACACUGCCUGUGAAAAGUACCAGUACCGUUCUUUCACCUGCGGCAGUGACUACAGAGCCGAGGCUUAUGAUGUUGAGUGUGUCAAAACGCACACACAAAGUGCAUACAAGCAAUAACAUCUUGCAGAGGAAGAAUAGCAAAAAACGACAAUUCAACUAAUUAAUACAGAGGGUGUGUGAAAUACAAUAUGGAGAUAUUUGGACUUCAAAACUAACGAUAAAGGUGAACUUUAGACAAGGAAGCAAGUGUUGCUUUAAAGCACGCCUCGCCAAACGUGGUAUUUAGCAUUGCUACCCUUGUUUCAAACUUAGGUAAACAUUUAAAUAAUGCACAUUCAGAUCUGCACAAGCAGAUAUAAAGAGUGACCUGUAAUAAUGUAGUUGUUACACCUGUCCUGCUGUUUGGCUCCGGUGCAGACUGUCGUCAAGGAGCACAGGGUAGACGUUCCCUUCAGUUCACAAUGGGUCUGCUAAGCUCCGCUUUCCGGUCAGAAUUUGAGGCUGCCGAUUUGUAACAAACUGAUUGCUUUAUUAUUAGUUUUGCAGGACACAACCGCACCUGUUCAUAACUGUACUGCUUAGUGCAAGCGCUACCUCUCCCUCUCUUUACUCGUCCACUCACUCACUGACGUCACUCAGCCAACACGUUGCCAUUGUCUUAAACAGUCUCAUAAGUUAAUCAGCUCCCCUGAUAUACACAUGUAGAUACAGAACAUGUAGAUAUGUAGACAAACACACAGCUGCUUGGAUUGAUGCCAAAUAUUAGCGGAGUUAGGAUCGCCCAUCUAACAUCAACUAGUGCAAGUAAAAUAACUGAAUUUGGUAACAGAUUGCUACAAUUUGUGUUAUCUUUAACAAAUGUGUGUUUUACUUGCUACCUGACUUUUCUGUGUACAUUUAUACAUAGUCUGUUUUUUAGUACUUACUACCAUUGUAUUUUUCUUAAAGCAUAGACCAGGAUUGGCAACCAUAAGUCAUAAUUUAAUAUUAUGUUAAAGCUUUUUUAUUGUAUUAUAAUCCUUGAUUAUGGAAAAGUGCUAAUUGUUCUUUGAGUGCAACAAUAAACAAUGUGUUAAAUGCUCUUUAAUUAGAAUUUUAACCUUUUAAAAUUAUUAUUUGAGUGCAAUAGGAAACAUGUUUAUUGUAUUGUAAGAUUUUCUGUUAAAAUAAAGCAAAAUAUACAUUUU